UGGUGGUGGAUUGACUUUCGGUGUGAACAAAAGUAGUUUUUGAGAAGAGCUAGCCUAUUGUCAAGACAGAAACUAAAGCUCAAGGUGAAAUGGACAAUGAAGAAAAGGAAAAUGCCCUUGAUGUGGCAUCAGACAGGGGUGGACUUCACACUGACGAGGAAAGUGAUUAUGAUGGUCCAGGCCCGGAACCCUUUGAAGAUGAAAAACCAACCUUUCCUCCUGAUUUGGAGUGGUUAGAAGAGUUGUAUGAAGAGGAAAAUGCUGCUGAUGACGAUGACCUUCCAGUUGUAGCUGACAGAAGUGGGAAGAUGAUUCAUGCCAAAACAGCACGGAUGUUCAAACUGAGAAGGAACCUGGACCAGCUGGACACUUUGCACCAACAGAAAGAACAAAAUGUGAUUAAUGCCAGAGAGGAGCUUAAACUCUGUCGUCAGAACAUUCAAAGUUUGAUGGAGCAGAGGGAUUGCUUGGAGAGAGAGAUCGAGCAACAGAAAGGAGAUAACAGCGUGGCGGUGUUUCGUUUGCGAGCCCAGCAUAAACAUUUGUGUCAAACGCUGCAGAGUGAGGAGGAACUGGAGGGCAACAUCGACAGAGUGCUGAAGCAACAAGAAUUGGAGUUGACAGAGAUAGAAGUGGAGCUCGGCAGGGUCUCUCCACUCCGGGAGGAGUUGAAGGAGGAGGAGCAGGUCUUCCAGGUCCUUAAGGGCCAGAAGGCAGCAACGCGAUUGCAGCAUGAGAAGCAAGCCAGGAAGAACUUGCAGCUCAAGUCGCAGCUUCUCAGGGAUAAACAGGCAGAAAGGGGAGAGGGCACUGAAUGUCAGAAGAAAAUUGAAGAGGUCCAGGCUAGCCACAAGGUAGCAUCAAAGCACUUGAAGAAGACCAUCGAAAGGAUGCAGCAGCAAAAGGCUGAGAAGGAUCAACAGAUGAAGGAGAUACAGGAAAAGAGAACACAGGCUGUCAAUUCCCUGAAGUUAAACAUAGCAGCCGCCCAAGAGAGCUUACAAGUCCAACAAAGCGGAGCCAGAGCAAAUGCCCCGAGAAAGGAGUAUCAACACAGACAACUGACAAAAUCCCUGCAGACCCAAGGCACCAACAGUAGCAAGCAUAUGUACCAACAGAAACAACUAGAGGAGAGAAAACGAAAACAAGAGGAAGUUGAGGAGAGGCAGAAGUCAAAGAGAGUGGAGAUUGUGGCCAAAAUACUUCAGGAGGAACAGCUGGUAAAGAGCAGAAAGAGGCAUCAAGCACUUGUGCCUAAACCCUCUACCACUGACAAGCGCUCAUCCCAGGGAGGGGCAACAGAAGAGCUCCUGCUCUACCUGGAUGAUAGGUCCUCAUCUGCCAGGGAGGAGGGAGCCACAGUUCAGUCAAGAGAUUUCAGUGACAUCAGCAGCUCAUCAUCAGCUUCCUCUGACAUUGAGGACCUGGAGGACACCAUGCACCAGGAGGAGGAUCUUCAAAGCCACGUUGACAGUUUGAUCAAGCCUGAGUUCUCUGGACUGUGGGACCAGAACUACAAGUUGAAAAAAUUCCUGAAUGAGAAACCUACAUCAGUACAGACAGAGGUAAAGCAGGAAGAACCCGCAAUGGCCAGUCCAAAGCUCAACAUGCCAAAAAGUGCUACAAAAGUCCAUGGAAAACAGUUCAAAGGGACUUCAUUUAGCAGCAAACCUGACAUCAUCUUCUUCAAGGACUUUGAAGUGGGGAAAAAGUACAAGAAGAAAAUCGUCCUGACAAAUGUCAGCUACAUGAACAGCCACUGCAGGCUUCUCGGGGUCUCUGCCAAUCUGAAGAAUUGUAUCACUAUCAACCUUGAUUCUCCUGAUUUGUUGCCUACUGGUAUGUCCUGUGACGUUCAUGCUGUUUUUCAACCGAUGAUCAAUGAGGACCUGGAAGGAGAGGUCCAGUUUUCAUCAGCAGUGGGUCCCUUCUCGGUGUCUGUCAGAUGCACCACAAAAAGAUGUGAUAUGGAGGUUGAUGAACGGUUCAUUGACUUUGGCAUGCACGUUGUGGGCCAGGCAAUUUCACGGACUAUAAUUUUAACCAACAAGGGUGCACUGGCCACCCUCUUCAGCCUGGAAGCCUCACCGUGUGUCAUUCAAGAAUCUCAGCCAGUCCGGAUGCUAUCCCAGGUCUCGGCCAACACAUGCCAGGAGACAACCAGUAAAAACCCAACAUCUGACAACCAGACAAGCUCUGCCUCUAUAGAAACAGGAGAACCUCAACUCGAGCAAGAGUGUCACAGGCUCUCUGACAAGUUGCUGCAAGGACACACAGUGUCUGAGGCUUCAGCUGCAGAUCCACAAGCUGUUCCUGAGGCUUGUGAGUCCAUUGAUGCGGUAUCCCAGAUGGACCAGAGCGACUCAGACUUUGGUGACAUAAGUCUUGGAAACGUUAGAGGAGGGGAAGUUGGACCAUUCGAAAGCAUCAAACUGGAGUUCUUAUUCACUCCCACCAUUCCAGGAGAGGCCAAGCUUGACUUUCGCAUCAAAUUCUCUGACUUAAACAGCAAACCAAUACCCAUCCAAGUGAGGGGUGUGGCAGCCAGCAUCCCUGUAUGGGUGGAACGGUCGACCAUUGACCUUAAAAUCUGCACGUUUGACCGCUUCUAUCAAGACAUUAUAACCAUCCAAAGCAGAUCCAGCAUAGCUUUAAAGCUGACCUUUGAGGUAUGCUCGGAAAUGAAAAAACACAUGGAGGUCCUUCCAAAGACGUGCUUCAUCCAGGCUCAAUCAAGCUUUAAUGCCCUACUCAAGUUCCAGCCGAGAUGUUCCUUAGCAGAAAAUGCCAAGAAGUGUUAUGACAGAGAUACAGGAGUCCUUGAGGUUCCAAUGACAGUGCAAGUAGCAGGCCAGAUGAAGCCUGUCCAUUUCACCGUCCAAGCAAUUGUGACCUCAUCAGACUUGCAGUUUGACAGGACUGAGGUGGACUUUGGCUACAGUUCCAUUUACCAGUCAGUCAAGAGCAGUGUUCACCUUACCAACCUCUCCCUGCUGCCUCAGGACUUUGGCUUCUUAGAUGUUCCUGAGUUUAUUGAGGUCCAGCCUAAUGACGGCUUUGGCACUCUGCUCCCACGAGAGACGAUGGAAAUCUUUCUGAUUUUCAAUGCGAAAAAGGCCAAAGCUUACAGUUUUAAACUCAGCUGCAAAUCUGGAAUUAACAGAGAUUUCCUCCUGUCUUGCCGAGCGGUCGGUUUCUGCCCUCCAUUGAAGCUCUCUCAUUCGCUGGUCAAAUUUGGGGCUACAGCAGUAGGUAGCCACUCCACCGCUGUACUCCACCUGAUCAACCAUAAAACCAAGAAUAACCAGCCACAACAACCAAUCUCUCCAGGCAUGGCUCCUAUAGCAGCCAAAAUGUUUUCCUUCGCCCUACCAGAGGAUUCAGACAUCAGCAUCACUCCUUCAGCAGGAAGCCUACCGCUUGGCAAGAAACAACAAAUCCAGGUCACAUUUAGACCCAGACUGCGAGAGCAGGAGAUCAAAGAGGAGGCGCUGCGACUCUUCCACCGACUGGGGCCUCUUCCUGAAAAGGAGUUUGAGAAGAACAGUCACACUGAACAGCAAGUUGAAAAGCAGGACCCAGUGGAAAUCGGUAAAGAAAAGAAGACAUCUGUGAUUCUAAACAACAACAUGGCAUCAGACGGAAAGAUGACUGACCAACCCACGGAAUCAACUGAUACUGCUGAGAUCCAGCAAGGGUCACAGCUGUAUGAAAAGGCCAGGCUCUCCCUGCUCUGCUCCUUCACCCAGCGCUUCAGAGAGUACAGCAUCCCCUGCUAUGUGUUGGACGGAGAGCCAUCAGAGAACGACAUUGAGACCCAGCAGCCAUGGAGCACAUUGAAUACCCUUUACUUGAAGCUGCAAUGUCCUGCCAUACAGCCCCCUCUGGUGGUUAUUUCCAACAAUGGACACAAUAUCAUAAACUUCCACCAGGUGGCAGUGGGAGAAAAGAAGAUCAAGAAGAUUAUGGUUCAGAACAUUUCACAUGAGUCCUUGGAUCUGAAGUCAUCCGUCCUGGAUUUAAAAGGUCCCUUUUCCCUCCUGAAUGCUCUCAGGUGUUUAAGACCUGGAGAGAUACACACUCUGGUCGUAGCCUUUACUCCAUUUCUGGAGGAAAGAUACUUUGAGACUUUGGAAGUGCAUAGCCACAGGAUGACACUGGAGAUGACUCUUUCUGGGGAUGGUGUGGUCCCUGUUGUUACCUGCAUCCAAUCAGGAGACCUACUUGACUUUGGCUAUGUGUUUGAGGAGGAGAGCGCCUCAAAGGUCGUGAAGCUGCAGAACAGCUCUGUUGUGGCAGUUAAGUUCAGGGUGCUGCUGGCCAGCUUCUCUCCCUCCAGGACUCAGGGUGAAGCUGAUGAUGUGGCCCACCAGCUUGGGAGUUAUAAAAACAUAAAGGUCCAACCUAGAGUGGGAACCCAGAACUACAGUGGGCUAAGUGUGUUCAGCGUUGUGCCAGUAGAGGGCAGCAUUGCUCCAGGACAGAGCAAGGACAUCACUGUCACCUUCCAGCCUGACCAUCCGUCUGUAAACUAUUCUGACAGACUAACAGUAGAGUUAAUGAAUAAGAAUAAAGUGUGUGUGGUGGAUCUAAAGGGUGCAGCUUCUUCCCAUAACAUGUAUCUAUAUGGAGAAGAACUUCUCACAGUGCCCACUGAAGCCCUCCUUCCUCCACUUGGACUACAAUUUAUAGUAGACUCAGAGGUGAUGGAGAAGCCAACCGUCUCUGUGCUGGUGACCCUGCAGGCAGGCUGCUGCACAGGAGCCAUCACACCAGCAGUAAGGGAGCUGCAAGUGGGCUGCAUCCGCUCUGCACAGCCCAGUAAGAAGAGUGGAGAGUUUCACUGGGAUAACUUGGCAUUGCUGCAGCAGCAGGGCUUCAACGUGGAACCCAGCAAAGGCACAGUGGAGGCAGGUCAAACACGCACCAUCGUUGUCACAUGGACUCCCCACAGUGGAUACAAGCCCUAUGAGAUGGUGCAGACAUGUGCGCUUCUUACCCUGAAGGGGGAUGAGAGGCAUGUUUACAAAGUUACCCUGAUGGCAUCGGUCUCUACCACUGCUGACUGAUCUCUGCAGUACCUGGAUGCCGGUCACACACCGACGCAGAACACAUAAAAAUGCCUAAAAUGUCUAUACUGUGUGUGUUUGUGUGUGUUUUUGUGUUGACCUUUUGACUUCCAAGAGCCAGCAGGGGUUCUUUGUUAGUUUAAGAGAAACAACCACCUCCUCCCUCUUCUUGGUGACAACUCAACAUGUGCAUUAUAUUGAAUGUUACAGUAAUUAGUCUUUGAUUUGUUAUGUCAGGUCUCGAAGCAUGUACAAAUUCUGUCUCCACAGUUGACACGUUUUUUCGACCAAAAUCCAUUGUAACGAGACAUUAUGACAACAUGUGGCCUUGAUUUAGUGUUCUGUUUGUUUAGUUGUAUGCUAAUAUGAUUUGACUGUUUGCUUUGGGC
Molecule: messenger RNA, 5458 nt
Organism: Labrus bergylta (ballan wrasse)
Lineage: Eukaryota; Metazoa; Chordata; Actinopteri; Labriformes; Labridae
Source: RefSeq, a predicted model, not a curated record